This is a messenger RNA of Ctenocephalides felis (cat flea), 1524 nucleotides long. RefSeq names its product sodium channel protein Nach-like. Gene Ontology annotation, cellular component: membrane. NCBI's taxonomy places the organism in Eukaryota, Metazoa, Arthropoda, Insecta, Siphonaptera, Pulicidae. The annotation marks the transcript as partial. Gene Ontology annotation, biological process: sodium ion transmembrane transport. The record is from RefSeq and is a predicted model, not a curated record. The transcript is spliced from 10 exons. Gene Ontology annotation, molecular function: ligand-gated sodium channel activity.
AUGAAGUUUGAAUUGCAUACUAUUGAAUGGCGCAGAGCUAUAUUAAAAACUUUUAAAGAUUUGAUGAGAAGCACAACUAUAAAUGGAUGUAUACAUAUAGUCGAAAAUGGAAGACAUUGGACGGAAAGAAUUAUGUGGCUGAUUGUUAGUUCUUUGGCAAUUGCUGGUGUGGUGUACUUUGUUUUGCAAAUUUGGGUCGAUUUUGUUGCAAAACCUACGGCAACGACCAUAGAGAGCACACAGUACCCUAUUUGGGAAGUGCCCUUUCCUGCUAUUGCUAUUUGUCCCGUCAACAAAAUUAGUAAAAAGAAAGCUGAAGCAUAUGCAGAAAAAUUGGCUAAUCUAGCUGGUUUAAAACAAGCACAAAUGUUAGAAUUGGUGCAUUUGAUGGGUCGAAUAUACGACCACGAUAUCGAAGGACAAGAACAAUUCACAACCCUCCAAAAUAUUUUGGAUACCUAUGAUGUCAACAACGCUACUGGGAUGUAUGAUAUUUCUGAACACAUGAUACAGCUGUCACCUCAAUGUGAAGAUAUGCUAAGUGAUUGCUCCUGGGAUGGAUAUUCUGAGCUUUGCGGAGCUCUAUUCAGCAUGAGACCUACUAUGGAAGGCCUCUGUUGUACUUUCAAUUAUGUUAGAGGAUUGAAUAUGACGGAAAAAUUUAUCGAUACCCCAGGUCCAGGGCAUGGACUCAUCGUCACAGCUUAUCCUGAUUUGGAAGAUUAUUAUUAUCCAAUAAUGAACACAGAAGGGUUUACGAUACACAUAUUCAGCCCAAAUGACUACCCGGACAUGCCCAGCGGCGGGUUAACGCAAAAAAUCGUUGCACCGGACACGGAAGUAUUUUUGCGUAUUGAUGCAAGUACGGUCAAAAGCGUUCCGGAUGUUGCACAUUUUAGUACUCAACAGAAAGGUUGCAUAUACCAAGAUGAAUCAGUUUACAGCUACAGCAAUUGCCUUGUUAUGUGUCGCGUUAGAAGUAUAUUUGCAUUAUGUGGCUGCAAACUGUUUUAUUUACCUGACGACCGAGACGAGGUACCACAGCCAAUUAAUUGUACAUUGCAACAUAUUCAAUGUCUGAAUAAAUACAUGGGCAAGUUGAAAUGGCGCACACUUAAACCAAGAACGGAUGGUAUACCAGGAUUAGAACAUGAGGAAGAAGAUAGUUUGAAUUGUCCAGAAUGCUGGCCACAAUGUUCAUCUACGUCUUAUUUAGUGCAGGGCACUUGGGCACCAAUGAUACCAGACAUUUUGGAUAAUGGCACAGAUCCUAGCAGUAUCAAACAGAACAAAAGUUUAAUUCGAGUAUUCUAUGGAUCUUCAAGUACCAUGCUUUACCGUAAGGACGUUUUAUAUUAUUGGUAUGAAAUUGUAAGCAACUUUGGAGGAAUUUGUAGUUUAUUUGUUGGAUUCUCACUAAUGAGUGUUGUUGAAGUGCUAUAUUUUUUCACAGUUCGAUUAUGUGAAAAUCUAGUACAUGAUAUAAAAGAGACACAUAAAGCGCAUGAAAACAUAAAAAAUCAU